Molecule: messenger RNA, 2630 nt
Organism: Notolabrus celidotus (New Zealand spotty)
Lineage: Eukaryota; Metazoa; Chordata; Actinopteri; Labriformes; Labridae
Gene: ankzf1
Product: ankyrin repeat and zinc finger peptidyl tRNA hydrolase 1
Exons: 16
Coding region: 156-2369 (737 amino acids)
Molecular function (GO): protein binding
Source: RefSeq, a predicted model, not a curated record
GACAAGCGGGCUGUUCUACGUAGUGAACGCCUUCUCGUUCCCACUUUUUGACGCUCCCGAGCUUCCGUAGAUAUGUCAAGCAGCAACACAGUAGUGAAAUGCUAGCUAAGCCUUCUGAGGCAGCCUUUUAUGCUGGAAGAAAAUAACCAACAACUAUGACGACCAGUGCCGAGCACCGAUCUGUCUUUGAGCUGUGCCUAAAUGAGGAGGCUCUGUUGGGACUGAGAGAAGUAAACCCCGUCCUGAAGCAGACUCCAAACACAGAUCCAGCUUUAGAUGAGUUGGAAGAUAAAUCCCUUGAGGAUGACAGACAGAGGGAAUCCAGCCUGGUUAGAGAGGUGUCAGAUAAGAUGAUCUGCUCGGCCUGCAGAUGCCCCUUUAAUAACCGCGAGGAACAGAUGGAGCAUUACAGGCUCGACUGGCAUCGGUUCAACCUGAGAUUGAAGAUAUCAGGAAUGCCACCAGUCACAGCUGAGGAGUUUGAGAGGAAGACUGGAACAGGGGACAUGUCAAGUAUCUCAGGAUCUGACUCUGAUUCAGAGGAUGAGGAUUCAGAUAGUGACGGCAGGGGAACAAACAGCAAUGUCACCAGCACAGAUAACGACAGCUCAGUUGAAACCAGUUGGAUAUCUGGCCGGCUCUUCAGCAAGGUGGUUUUCCAGAACUCAGCAGGACAGUACCUAUCAGUCUACCGCUGCAUUUUGCAGGGAAAGUCAAGCAAUGAACAAGAUCAAGUGUCCUUGCUGAAGGCCGUAAAUAAGAAGACUGUGUGGGUGGUUCUCAUGACAGGUGGAGGCCACUUUGCUGGUGCUGUUUUCCAAGGGAGAGAAGUCCUUCAGCACAAAACUUUCCAUCGAUACACUGUACGAGCGAAAAGAGGCACGGCUCAAGGACUGAGGGACUCUCAGAAUCGAAGCCAUGCACCCAAGUCUGCAGGAGCUGCUCUGAGGCGGCACAAUGAGGCAGCACUCGUCAAGGACAUUCAGGAACUUCUGGUCAGCUGGGAAGAAUACUUAAAGGAGGCCUCUGCAAUAUUUGUUCGAGCCCCAAGCUACAACAAAACGAUCUUUUUUGGUGGACGUGCAGCUCCACUGGAAAAGAAGGAUCCUCGGGUCCGUACACUUCCUUUUGCCACACGCAGGGCCACCUUCCGAGAAGCACAGAGGGUACAUGACAUGCUUUCCACUGUCCAUAUUUACGGGAAAGACACUGACAUGUCAGCUGUCUUAAGUCCAUCCAAGAAGGCCUGGCGGAGAAAAAUCCAACUCCCUGCUGAAAUAAAUACUGAUCCAGAGAAAGGAGAAGAAAACCAUGAAGACUCUGACCAAGAGGAGGAUGGUGAGAUACAGCUUGAAAUGGUGGAGCUGACAUUAGGAACUCUGGACCUUAGGGAAUCUGAAAUAUAUCCCCCCAGACAGAGGAGAAGGAAGAGGAGGAGAAGGAAGGAGGAAAGCAAAAUGCAAACCGAGGAAUUGAGUAACACAGAAGCAGACGAUCAGGAACAGGAGGUGCUGGAGGCUCCACCAGCAGGAGAGACUCCUCAAGAGACGCAGUCAAAGAGCAAAAGAAAGAAGAGAGCGCAGAGUAAGAAAAAUGAGGAAGAAGUUGUUGAUGAAUCUUGGGAGUACAGCAUGAGGGAUGCCCUGUUUACAGCCUGUAAGGUUGGGGAUGUAGACUCUCUCUGCAGGCUUCUGAAGCUACCUGGUGAAACAGCAGAGAGUGCAGAGCAAGAACAGCCAGAGAGCAACCCACCUGAUGGCUCAAGCCCUCUAACACUCCUCAAUAAGCCCAUUGACUCCUCAGGGUUCACUUUGCUGCAUGUUGCCUCAGCAGCUGCACAAAAGGUGUUGGUCAGACUGCUGCUGGACGCUGGAGCAGACCCAGCCUGCAGGGAUAAGAAUGGGCAGACUCCAUACAAUGUCACCCCUGAUAAAGACACAAGAAAUGUCUUUCGUAAAUACAUGGGAGAGAAUCCUGACAAAUAUGACUACAGCAAAGCACAGGUCCCAGGGCCACUAACGGCUGAGAUUGAAUCCAAACAGUCGGAGAAGAAGAAGGCCCAAAAGGCUUUGAAGAAACGGAGAGAGAAAGAGCAGAAGGAGGAAAAAAGGAAACUUGAGCUGGAGGCAGAGGAGAAGAAGAAGUUUGCAUCUCUGAGUGAUCGUGAAAAGAGAGCUCUGGCAGCAGAGAAGAGGCUAGCGGAGCAAGUAGCUGCAACGAGAGACAGUAUCUCUAAUGUCAAGAGGUGCUGGUUGUGUGGAGAGUCUCUGCUGGGAAAGAUACCAUUUCAGUACCUGGAGUAUUCUUUCUGCAGCCCGGGCUGUGUCCAAGCACACCGCAAAGCUAAUACCCCUCAUGGCAAGACAUGAAAAUAACCCAAGUAGGAGCAAGCUACCUCGAAGAAACUGAACCCCUGUUUCAAGUUUUAUAAUGGUUGAUUCUGUCCAAUGUGCUACCUACAAGGACAGAUGCAUACAUUUGAAAAUAACAUUUUAUUAUGGCAGAGAAUCACAGACAACUGAAUGAUCUUACAGUAUCAAAAGUUCAAGAAGUAAUUGUAUAAUUUAUUAACAGUAUCUGCAAUUUUUGGAAAUAAAAAAAGCAAUAAAAACUGCAAUAUUGUUUUUAAA